AUGGCGGUGCCGAACGAGGCGGCUGUCGUCGUCGGCGUCCAGCCGGUUCCGGCGGCGGCGACGAAGAAGUCGGCGUGGACCAUGGACGAGGACGCCGCGCUGCGGGAGCAGGUGCGGGCACACGGCCCGCAGAACUGGGCGGCCAUCAGCGCCGCGCUGCCCGGGCGCAACCCCAAGUCGUGCCGCCUCCGCUGGUGCCAGCACCUGACCCCCGGCGUCGACCCCGCGCGGCCCUUCUCCCCCGAGGAGGACGAGAAGAUCGCCCACUUCCACCGCCUGUACCCCAACAAGUGGGCCACCAUCGCGGGCUUCCUCCCCGGCCGCUCCGACAACGCCAUCAAAAACCGCUGGAACUCCGUCCUCGGCAAGCAGCAGCCGCAGCACCACCAGCAGCAGCGGGCGGCCGCUGUCCCCUUCCUCGGCCUCUCCGACGGGACGCUCCCGCUGUUCCCUCUGACGUCGGGGGAUGUCAGGGCGUUCGGCAGAAGCGUCCCGGUGCUCCGCCGCCCGCCGCCCGGCGACGCGGGGGUUGAUCUGAGCGGCGCGUGCCUGAAGCUGUUCCCGCUGGCGCCAGGCGAUCUCGUCGGGGGCAACGAUUCAGGUGAAGCGGCGGAGAUGGAUGUGGAUUGCAGCGCCGACGACCAGACGGUCACCGAGAUGACGCUCUGGCCGAGCACGAUGGCCGCGUUCAAGGCGAUGGUGCAGGCAGUUCGGGCGCCCUAG
This is a messenger RNA of Setaria italica (foxtail millet), 723 nucleotides long. Its product is annotated as transcription factor MYB1. Gene Ontology annotation, molecular function: DNA-binding transcription factor activity, RNA polymerase II-specific; RNA polymerase II cis-regulatory region sequence-specific DNA binding. Gene Ontology annotation, cellular component: nucleus. Gene Ontology annotation, biological process: regulation of DNA-templated transcription. The transcript has a single exon. NCBI's taxonomy places the organism in Eukaryota, Viridiplantae, Streptophyta, Magnoliopsida, Poales, Poaceae. The record is from RefSeq and is a predicted model, not a curated record. The coding region runs from base 1 to 723 and encodes 240 amino acids.